UCCCCGCUCCGUGGAACCCCCCGCCCCCCCCCCACCGGUGGCCACCAUGGCCACCCUGAACCAGCUGCACCGGCAGGGCCGCCCCAGCCCCCCCCCAAAAAAACUGGGCCCCCUGCAGGGGCGCCCCCAGAUCAAGGGGGUGGUGCUGAAGAACCUGAUCCGCAAGCCCAAGAAGCCGAACUCCGCCAACCGCAAGUGCGUGCGCGUGCGGCUCAGCACCGGCCGCCAGAUCGUCGCCUUCGUCCCCGGCGAGGGCCACAACCUGCAGGAGCACCACGCCGUGCUGGUGCAGGGCGGGCGCACCCAGGACCUGCCCGGGGUCAAGGUCACGGUCGUGCGGGGCAAGUACGACUGUGCGCAUGUGCAGAAGAAGAAGGACAAGUGACCUGGGACGGAUUAAAGGCUGUUGGUUA
Molecule: messenger RNA, 413 nt
Organism: Columba livia (rock pigeon)
Lineage: Eukaryota; Metazoa; Chordata; Aves; Columbiformes; Columbidae
Gene: MRPS12
Product: mitochondrial ribosomal protein S12
Biological process (GO): translation
Cellular component (GO): small ribosomal subunit; ribosome
Molecular function (GO): structural constituent of ribosome
Source: RefSeq, a predicted model, not a curated record